This is a messenger RNA of Batrachochytrium dendrobatidis JAM81, 2304 nucleotides long. RefSeq lists its product as uncharacterized. Lineage: Eukaryota; Fungi; Chytridiomycota; Chytridiomycetes; Rhizophydiales. The transcript is spliced from 5 exons. The record is from RefSeq and is a predicted model, not a curated record. The coding region runs from base 1 to 2304 and encodes 767 amino acids.
AUGGUUGAGAUUAUUGUUCACGAGUCUGAUCAACAAGUGCUCAGAUUGGCAAUUGACCUGUUCUCGACCAUUUGUCAUGAUAUUGACGAUGGAAAUUUUGGCAUCGUGUUGUCAAGACUCGUUUCACGACUGGAGUCAUCCAGUGGUUCAGUUGCUGUUGGUUUUAUCGAAAAUCUUCAAACCAUGUAUUGGAAGAUUCAUCGUCAUGACCCAGUAAAAGCAGCGGAGUGUGGCAUCAUUCCAGCACUGGUCAAUACGCUCAGGAGUGCCGAUCAAGAAGUGAUUAGUCAAAGUAUUGAUACUAUUCAGAGUUUAUACGACCAUGAAGAUUGUGAAGUGAUUUCAGCCGAGUUGAUGAGGCUGGAUUUGAUUCAAACACUGAACGACUUGUGUAUCAAACACAGCGACAACUUUGAACUAAAAACACGCAUGAUCAAGAUAGCUGGAACAAUUGCAUCCAAAAUGCGCGACUUUCCUGUAUCACUUGUACGAUCCGACAUGAUUGAGAAAUCUACAAACAAGGCCGAGGUGAUCAAGGUGUUUCAAGAUUAUGGAAUUGUAAAGCAACUCAACACUAUUAUUUCACGCAGAGAUAUGGAUUUGUGUGAUUAUAAUGGUAUUGUAAAACUAAUCAGGACACUUGUUGAUUUUGCCGACAAUCAUCCCGACAGUUCAAUACGUACCGAGUUGGAUCAAGGCGGGAUAUUUGAAAAUCUAACGGUUAUUGUACAAUCGGACACUGCUGAAUACAGAGACAAAAUGGUUGCUGGCCGGAUCAUUGAAACGUGUUUCCAGUAUCUGGUUUACACUGCUAGAUCGGAUAUUCAGCCAUACAACGACAAUGCCGAAAUUGAUAUGAAAUCUGGAAUGGCUGGGUAUACACAUGGACAGGCACGCACACUUGUAGAAAUGCGGUAUAUCCAGUAUCUGCAAUCUAUACUUUGCAAACCCAUGUGCUGGAUCGAUAUCACAAACCAGCAUAUUGUGGAGCAAUGGAGGGCUGACUCACUCGAUCAGAAUAUAUCACCAUCAACAUUUAAUCUUGCAUUGGAACAACUUGGGGUUUUUGUCAAGCAGCUUGUUUGUAGUGGCAGUGAUGGAUUGGGCACAAUUGUACCAGGACCUGUUGAACUGACGUAUAUACUGGACAAUGGCAUACCUGACAAUGUAUACACGCGAUUGAUGACAAAUGUAUCGGAUAUUGAACAUGGAUCAAAUCACAACACUGGUCAAAUGGUGCACAAUCUGAUUGAUGCAUCAAUGUACAGUGUUGUAUAUGGACAAACGAUGAUUGCACCACUGAGUAUACGACUCAAAUACACCACAAUGGUACCAUGCGAUAUAUUGUUAUCGACUCGACUUGUUUCAGAUGUGUCUAUGAUUGAAGGCAAUCCCGAGUUUAUAUCAUGCAGGUUCCAAUGUCUUCCGAGUGAAUUCCGUGUCGAACAGGAUGGCAGUGUGACCAUCAACUCAUACAUCAACAAUCUGAAUCCGAUAUGGCAUCGAGACAUGUACAAAUGCAUUGCCAAAAUAUUCAAAUGUUUUGUCCCAAUGUUUGAAAGUCUGUUCAGAACGAUGGAUCCAAUGUUCAAGUAUAUUGAUAUUCGCAAUGGCACAAAGGGAUAUGAGCCACCAAGCCAAUCAGAUCGUGGUGGUAUGGAACCGGAUACUCAAGUCAUUCGUCCCGUGUAUGUACCAACACUUCCGGAACAUUUCCAAUCCAAAUAUGAAUCAGCAAAGCCAGUGUCACUGCAUGGUCGUAAUCUACAAGUCAUUGUCAAACUCACCAACAUUCAAUUGACACCAUCCAAACCUAAAUACGACGAGGGAAACUGGCACAAUGAAGGUCCAAUUAACGAAUCGAUUGUUGCAACUGGACUGUAUUAUUACGACGUGGAAAAUAUCACCACACCCAAACUCGAUUACCGCGUGGCUGUUGAUCGGUUUGAUCAAGUAGCAUCUGUUUAUCCCAAUCGAUAUCAACACAAGGAACAAUCAUUUGAACUUGCAGAUCCAACUCAACCAGGACAUUGCAAGAUUCUGACAUUUUUUGUAGUGAAUCCAUCUCGUCGGAUUGUUUCGACUGCGCAUGUGGCUCCGCAACAACCACAAUGGUACAACUCGAGUCUUGACAAGACACCCAUACCACCUGAACUGUGGAAUGAUAUCACGCAGUAUAUUCAAGGUGUUCAAUCACCAGAUGAAGCCAAACACUAUCGAGAUGAAUUGACAAGUGACCGAACUCAAAUCACAGCAGCAUACAACAAAUACAGAUAUGAGCGGAAGUAUAAUCUUGAUCAUUGA